Messenger RNA from Andrographis paniculata, 1470 nucleotides. RefSeq names its product serine/threonine-protein phosphatase PP1 isozyme 3. Bases 167 to 1093 code for a protein of 308 amino acids. NCBI's taxonomy places the organism in Eukaryota, Viridiplantae, Streptophyta, Magnoliopsida, Lamiales, Acanthaceae. Gene Ontology annotation, molecular function: protein serine/threonine phosphatase activity. Gene Ontology annotation, cellular component: cytoplasm; nucleus. The record is from RefSeq and is a predicted model, not a curated record. The transcript is spliced from 4 exons.
AGAAAGGAAAACAGAAAACAAAAAAAAAAAAAACCUUUUGGAGAAAUCCACAAAACACAAAACACCACACUCAUGUCCCUGCGGAAACCCUAGACCAGAAAAGAGGAAACGAGGCAAGGCGAGGCGGAGAGGGGGCGCCACCAUCGGUAUCGGUACAACUGGAGCCAUGGACCCCGUCCUAUUAGACAAGCUAAUCGAUAAACUGGUCGAAGUCCGCUCCUCCAAGCCGGGGAAACCCGUUCUGCUCACGGAGUCCGAGAUUAAGCAGCUCUGCGUUGCGUCCAGGGAAAUCUUCAUCAACCAGCCUAAUCUGCUCGAACUUGAGGCCCCUAUCAAGAUUUGUGGCGAUAUUCAUGGGCAAUACAGCGAUCUUUUAAGGCUUUUUGAGUAUGGAGGUUUUCCUCCAAAAUCCAAUUAUCUAUUCUUGGGUGACUAUGUAGAUCGAGGGAAGCAGAGCUUGGAGACAAUAUGUUUGCUACUUGCGUAUAAAAUUAAAUAUCCAGAGAAUUUCUUCCUUCUCAGAGGAAACCAUGAAUGUGCAUCUAUAAACAGAAUCUACGGAUUUUAUGAUGAAUGCAAGCGCCGCUUCAAUGUGAAACUGUGGAAAGCCUUCACUGAUUGCUUUAACUGCCUUCCUGUUGCUGCACUCAUUGAUGACAAGAUAUUGUGCAUGCACGGCGGUCUCUCUCCUGAUCUGAAUAACCUUGAUCAGAUUAGAAAUUUGCCUCGUCCAACUGCUAUUCCAGAUACUGGCUUGCUUUGUGAUCUUCUCUGGUCGGAUCCCGGUAAAGAUGUUAAAGGGUGGGGAAUGAAUGAUAGGGGAGUUUCAUUUACUUUUGGCUCAGACAAAGUCUCAGAGUUUUUGACAAAGCACGAUUUGGAUCUUGUCUGUCGUGCUCAUCAGGUUGUGGAAGAUGGUUAUGAAUUCUUCGCAGACAGGCAGCUUGUUACAAUCUUCUCUGCUCCAAACUAUUGUGGUGAAUUUGAUAAUGCAGGUGCAAUGAUGAGUGUUGAUGAAAAUUUGAUGUGCUCGUUCCAAAUCCUCAAGCCGGCAGAAAGGAAAAACAAGUUUACGAUGUCUACUAAAAUGUGAUUCCCCUCUACUUUCUAAUCUCAAGGCCCCAUGCUCGAACCCGAACAAGUUACAAUUGCCCCCCCCCCCCCCCUGUGAAGCGGUGAAUAAGAAUCUGGCAAUAUAUUUUAUCCCAAAUAUUUAUUAUUGUGCUUUUAUGAAUGAGGUUUUUGUUACUGCUGAUUCAGGGGAGUGGAGCUAGUUGUACUCGCUCUCUGCACCCUUGUAAUAAAAGGGCGCAGCCUGUGUUUUUAUGUAGAUAAAUUUGGACCUGUCAUGUUUCUGAAUUUUAGACUGCUAAAUUUCUCUUACACCAUAAAAAUUUGACCUACUCUUAAUGUUAUUUUGUGGAUUCCAACUGAACUUUGGGGAAUCCUUGUUUGUCGUCUGAACUAAAA